Tripterygium wilfordii is the source of this 1239-nucleotide messenger RNA. RefSeq names its product probable aspartic protease At2g35615. The transcript has a single exon. Bases 1 to 1239 code for a protein of 412 amino acids. NCBI's taxonomy places the organism in Eukaryota, Viridiplantae, Streptophyta, Magnoliopsida, Celastrales, Celastraceae. The record is from RefSeq and is a predicted model, not a curated record. Gene Ontology annotation, cellular component: extracellular region.
AUGAGUUCUUUUAGCUUUGAUCUUAUUCAUUAUGAUUCAAAACUAUCUCCAUUUUAUGAUCAAUCUAAAACUGAGUCAGAGCGUUCGAAAGAAGCCCUUAUUCGUUCUCUCAAUCGCCUCAAUCAUUUCAAUUCAUCUAUGUUAAUUGAUGCAAAAUUUGUAGAGUCCGAUUUAACUAUCGGUGACUAUUUCAUGAACAUCAGUAUAAGUAGCUCAAUUAAACAACUUGUUAUCCCAACCAUGUUAAGUGGCCUUACCUGGAUACGAUGUGACCCUUGUUCUUCCAACUGUGGGAGUCAACAUAAAUCACUUUAUAAUCCAAAAUUGUCAGAUACCUAUAAGAAAAUUAUGUUCGACUCAGAAGAGUGUAGACUUCUACAACGUGCUGAGCCUGGGCAAUUAGGUGAGUGUCGAUAUCAAGACUACCGUUCUGGCAACAAUUUAUUCUCCUCUGGAGUGUUGAGCACUGAGUCCUUCUACUUAAAAUCUCCAUAUUUGCCUCAUGAUAGUUUCUCUGAUAUAGUGUUUGGAUGCGAUGAAGUACAUCAAGGCAAUUUUAAAGAUGGGGCUCAAGGUGUUGUUGGCCUUGGACAAGGGCCAUUUUCAUUGGUUUCUCAAGUGGGAAAAAAAAUGGGCCCUAAUGCCAAUAAAUUCUCGUACUGCUUGGUUGAGAAGCCAUUCGAGGUAUGCAGUAAGAUUCAAUUCGGACCGGAUUUUACUCUCGACAAACAAAAAAAUACAUAUAAACUGGAAUUUCAGACUUCUGAUGCUCCUAUCCGCUACCACCUCAACCUUGAAGCCGUUAGCAUUAAUGGUAAGAAAGUAGAGAUACCAAAUAAAAAACAUGAUAUGAUAGUCGAUAUUCAGACAUCCUUGACGUCAUUGCCUUCAAAUAUAUACGAUGAAUUCAUCGCCAGGGUUAAAAAACAUUUUGGCAACAUACACUCAAUCGAGUUGCCGAAACACGGCACUUGCUUCCUCAAAAAUCAAGUCAACAAGCACAAGAGACCCACGGUUGUGCUUCAUUUUUCUGACUCAUCCGGAUCCCACGUAAAAUUUCCUGUGAAUCCUUCAACAUUGUUUCAGGAAACUGAUGAGCACAUGUGUCCGACAAUAAUCCGAAAUGAUGAAAUUUCAAUUCUAGGGAAUAGGGCACAAAUAAAUGUUCAUAUGAUAUUUGACCUGCCAACCCAUUCACUCACUUUUGCUGCAGUUGAUUGCCUCAAAGCUAAAAUGUAA